Drosophila albomicans is the source of this 1276-nucleotide messenger RNA. It is a transcript of the gene wal, whose product is annotated as electron transfer flavoprotein subunit alpha, mitochondrial. NCBI's taxonomy places the organism in Eukaryota, Metazoa, Arthropoda, Insecta, Diptera, Drosophilidae. The transcript has 4 exons. The coding region runs from base 65 to 1057 and encodes 330 amino acids. The record is from RefSeq and is a predicted model, not a curated record. Gene Ontology annotation, cellular component: mitochondrion. Gene Ontology annotation, molecular function: flavin adenine dinucleotide binding; electron transfer activity.
AAGCGACUUUUGGACUUUCUGCGCCACCGUAGAAGAGCAGGCUAAAGCUAUAAGAAAACUCAAGAUGUUUGCCAGCAACACACGCAAUCUAGUGCGCAGCAGUUUUUUGCAGCGCUGCAAGAGCACAUUGGUCGUGGCGGAGCACAAUAACGAGACGCUCAAUCCCCUCACACUUAACACCAUCUCAGCGGCCAAGAAGAUCGGCGGUGACGUCACAGUUCUCGUAGCAGGCACAAAAUGUGGACCCGCAUCGGAGGCUGUAGCCAAAGUGGAGGGAGUGACCAAGGUUUUGGUGGCCGAGAAUGCCGCCUUCAAAGGCUUCACCGCCGAGUCUCUGACACCUCUCGUCCUCGCCGCCCAAUCGCAGUUCAAGUUUACGCACAUUUUAGCCGGUGCUUCUGCUUUUGGCAAGAACGUUUUGCCACGCGUCGCCGCCAAGCUCGAUGUGUCGCCCAUCUCAGAGAUCAUUGAUGUCAAGUCGGAGGACACCUUUGUGCGCACCAUCUACGCCGGUAACGCAAUCCUCACGCUCAAGUCCAAGGAUGCUGUGAAGGUUAUCACAGUGCGUGGCACGAAUUUCCCACCAGCUGCUACAAGCGGCGGCAGCGGCACUGUUGAGCAAGCUCCAGCUGGCGACUAUGCCAGUAGCUUGUCAGAAUUCGUAUCCCAGGAGCUGACCAAGUCUGAUCGUCCCGAGCUGACGGGUGCCAAGGUGAUUGUCUCUGGCGGACGUGGCCUGAAGUCCGGCGAUAACUUCAAGCUGCUUUACGAUCUGGCUGAUAAAUUCAAUGCUGCCGUCGGUGCUUCACGUGCUGCUGUCGAUGCUGGCUUCGUACCCAACGAUCUGCAGAUCGGUCAGACUGGAAAGAUUGUUGCACCCGAGCUAUACAUUGCCGUGGGCAUCUCUGGAGCUAUUCAGCACUUGGCUGGCAUGAAGGACUCCAAAACCAUUGUGGCCAUCAACAAGGAUCCGGAGGCACCCAUUUUCCAGGUGGCCGAUAUUGGUCUAGUGGCAGAUCUGUUCAAGGCUGUGCCCGAACUGACUGGCAAAUUGUAAUUGAAGCGAAUGAAGCUCCUCAAUAGUUGUAUAAAGCUGAUUGAUUCUAUCAAAUCGAAGAAUUGAAUUGUUGCAUUUAUUUGAAAUUAAUAUACUUAUGUGUAGUUCCGAGACUUUUUGUAGCAUCCAUCUGGCAGUCGCGCAAUCAUAAACGUUGUUUUGCCAUUCUUUUGUUAUUCUAAUAAAAAAACUAAGCUGUAUGUCUGGCAAUAUUUAGUA